AUGUCAAAGUUGGUUGAGUCGAUCGCCACGAGAGGAUGGCUCACACAGCCUUGCUCACUGGAUAUGCUCAAACUCUUGGAUCAAGAACACCAAAUGACCUCAGGCUUCCAAGAGCAAUUAAUACUCAAGGCCAUCGAGCUUGGCAUCACCCCGGUCGUCCACUACUUUGUAGAUCCGUGGGCAGCCAACCCAAACAGAAAGGUAGACAUGGGCUCGAAAACGAUCUUAACCUGCUGUUGCAAACAUGGACGAUUAGAGUACUUUGACAUGAUACUACCACAUGUCCUAAAUGGCUUGUUCGCAAACAGAAGUGAUUAUGAAUAUGAUGAUUGGAGCAGUGACAAGGGUAUCAAACUCACAGGUCUAAGUGGAUUGUUUUCAAUUGCCAUCAUUCAUGGACAUCUGCACAUUGCCAAGAGGUUACAUCAACUCAUGCGCAAGUACGAAGGGUUCAAUACAUUGGAGCACAUAAUAUCAUCAAUCGACAUGGCACUGAUCUAUGGCCAUCUAGACAUGGUCAACUUCAUCCUUGGAAUCAAACCAUCUCGACAGCUUGAUGAAACAACACUAUGUCUGAUUGAUGAUGUACACCCCAACAUUCUAUCAGUGGACUUGUUGAAGCGAUUGAUGGCACAUCCCAACCUCAAGUGUAGAUUUGCUAAAGUGUUGGGCGAGGCCAUCAUGAUUGGUGACAAACAGAUCAAGUGUGAUGUAAUCAAAUGGUGGCAACAGACACAUCAUGGAAUGAUUGAAACAGACUAUCGCUAUGCACUGUCUUGUGCAUUGGAGGUGUGUGACGUGUACAUGAUCCAAUGGACAAAGAUCAAACUAUCAAAGACAUUCCUGGACGAUAGUGAUUAUGUGGUGUUGUUGAAGCAUGUUGGAGUCAAGAUCUCGGAGCAGGAGUUCUUAAUGUUGGCCAGGGACGAGCGUAGGGGCAUCUCUGACAAUAAUUAUUUUGAUUGUUUGAUGAAGGCUGCUUCCAUGUCACUCUCAGUGAUCACAUUGAUCAUAGACCACUUUAACACACCACACACCACAAAUCACCCAAGUUGUUUUAGUGGUUGGUUUCGACAUCCAGUUCGAAGAUUGUCAAUCAAAGAUACCAAGGACAUCAUUGAAGUGAUCAUCAAGCGAGGUGACACUGACUCAUUGGACUAUUUGAUCAAACUGCCAUUGUGUAGGACACCCUUGAUGAACAUAUUCAACCUCAAUGACUUGGUCAACAUUGAGCACGGCAUUAAGAUACUCAAGUAUCUGAUUGACUCGGGAUAUAUCAACACUGACAAACUUCCACAAUUGAUCGACCAUGCUUGUAUCAAUGGAGACUUGGAGAUCAUGCACAAGCAUGCUCCAAGAACCAUCACAAAGUGA
This is a messenger RNA of Acytostelium subglobosum LB1, 1374 nucleotides long. RefSeq lists its product as hypothetical. The transcript has 2 exons. The coding region runs from base 1 to 1374 and encodes 457 amino acids. Lineage: Eukaryota; Evosea; Eumycetozoa; Acytosteliales; Acytosteliaceae. The record is from RefSeq and is a predicted model, not a curated record.